Messenger RNA from Parnassius mnemosyne (clouded apollo), 330 nucleotides. Lineage: Eukaryota; Metazoa; Arthropoda; Insecta; Lepidoptera; Papilionidae. The record is from the annotation of a GenBank genome assembly.
AUGACUUUAGAAGAAUUGUCUAAAAUAGAAGACGAGGAAUUCAGUACUGGUCCACUCUCAGUUCUCACACAGUCGGUGAAAAACAAUACACAAGUGCUGAUUAACUGUCGUAAUAACAAAAAACUUUUAGGACGCGUGAAAGCGUUUGACCGGCAUUGUAACAUGGUGUUGGAAAACGUUAAAGAAAUGUGGACGGAAGUACCUCGUACUGGUAAAGGAAAAAAGGGUAAAGCAGUGAAUAAAGACAAAUUUAUCUCCAAAAUGUUCCUUCGUGGUGAUUCCGUGAUUUUAGUAUUAAGAAACCCCCUUGCUACAGCUGCAGGGAAGUAA